Molecule: messenger RNA, 1135 nt
Organism: Cryptomeria japonica (Japanese cedar)
Lineage: Eukaryota; Viridiplantae; Streptophyta; Pinopsida; Cupressales; Cupressaceae
Product: trihelix transcription factor ENAP2
Exons: 1
Coding region: 3-788 (261 amino acids)
Source: RefSeq, a predicted model, not a curated record
AAAUGCAAGGAACUCGUCUUCUGCACGGGAGGGAAACAAGGAAAAUUCAAAUCCUCCCGAGCAAAACCCUUCAUCUCACUGCUCUGAAAUUGAACAAAUUCUCCCUGUUAUUAGUUUUCACUGAAUCGAUUAAUGAGAAUUUGGAAACAGCCAUGGCUUCGAGCGAUGAAGAAGGAAGAAAAGAAACCUGCAAAAUGCCAUGCACAGGGGAAUGGAGUCUAGAAGCAGUGGAUUCACUGCUCCAGGCCUAUGGCCAGAAAUAUGCAUUAGGACGAGGGUUUCUUCGAAACAAAGACUGGGAGGACGUUAUGGCCUUAGUGAAUUCGCGCUGCAGUGAUCCGCGCUUUCGGAAAACGAUGAAGCAGUGCAGAGACAAAGUCGACAGCCUGAAAAAACGCUACAAGGUCGAAAAGCGAAAGGCUGUUGACACAGGCUUUACUGCAACUUCUUGGCGUUAUUUUCAUCAGAUGGACGAUAUUAUGUGUAGAAAUCAUAUCAAAGAUACCAGUUUGAGCCCCUCUGCGGGGGCAGAGAGCUCUGCGGACAGAAAAAUGGAGUCGCUAGGGUUAGAAUUAGGGUUAGGGUUAGGGCCAAAGAAACGGAGCAGGGAUGAGAUGAGUUGUGACCCGAUGGAAGCGCUUGCGGAGGCCAUUGUAGGAUUUUCCAAUGUUUAUGCGCGGAUGGAGAUUGCUAAGAUGGACAUCUUGUCUAACAUGAAUGUUCAGCUUGCGAGGCUUGUGAGGAGAAAGAGGAGGAAUGCUUGUCACAGUAGUAAUGAUGAUGAGUAGUAAUUCAUUCUGUUAAAUGAGUAUUUGAGUUUUUUUGAAAAAUUCAUAACUUAGUUAUUGCUUCUACAAUGCUCUUGACUAGCAUUAAAUUUGGGUUUCGUUUUGAGUAAUUAUAUCCAUCUAUGGGAUUUCUUCAAUUCUGGUUUACCCUCACACAGAGGAAUGAAUCACGAUUUCGCCACCUGAUAAUAGUUUACCUUGAGAUUUGGAGGACUGGUAUGCAUAUAAAUUGAUGGUCUUUCAAAUUGAUGUUGUAUGCAUAUAAUUGAUGCUCUUUCAACUUGAGUCGUGGAAGUUAAUAGGAUUAACCAGUUUGAAUCAUGAAAUUUUCAGUUUAUAAUAUAUAU